CAUUACGAUCUGCUGGUAUAUUUUUCUAGCAAUAUUUGAACUGAACAAAAUCAGGAUGACUUUAUGAAGACAAUAAUUAAAGUAAAAUGAACAUCAUGCAACCAAACUUGCUGCUGUUUUGCUUGAUUUACCUUGUCCUCAUUCGCAUUGCUUGGAGCGACUAUUCUUUUGAGUUUGUUCUGCCGGACAUAAAAACUCUAAUAGGAGAAAAAUGCCGGGAAUUUAGUGAAUACUUCUGCUUGACCAAAUACUGGACUACUAAAAAAAAUCAUCGCAACCUUCACUGGAACGACACGUUCAGCAUUGAAAGGCUGAGUUUCGAAUGGUACAGAGGCCUCAAUUGGUUUUCUUUUCAAAUGGAUCCUUCAGGUUGCUGCUACUAUCAAACAAGAGUCUAUAUGAUAUACGGCCACAGAAGAGGAAUAUCCCCCGAGAAUUAUAUUAGAAAAAUGACAAACUUCAAAAGUUCAGGAAAAACUUUGAGACAUAUCAAGGUGCGAUUUGAUGACGAGCUUUGCGUGAAUGUUAUCAAUGAAAUUGGUUUUGGUUCAGACAACGGCGAAGUCAAAGUACGAGGAGGUUCACCAGAGGCAGACUUCGUGCUUCCUUCGACUCCUGCUGAAAAUUCGGUGACGACAUUUGAAAAAAGCAAUCUGAGGGAAGAACUUAAUUUUGAUUGGUUCAAGUUCAAUGUAAUUUGUAUCGCACAACAGUGGAUAUGUGAUAAGUAUCCAGUGAAUGCUUCAAAUCUGAAACUUUCAUGAUAGAUGAAUUCGACUUUAAAAACACAUCAUUUUGUCAUGAAAAUGUAUGAUCGAAACAAAAAUCUGUCAAAUUUUUUUUUUGA
This is a messenger RNA of Symsagittifera roscoffensis, 847 nucleotides long. RefSeq lists its product as uncharacterized. The transcript has 5 exons. The coding region runs from base 87 to 764 and encodes 225 amino acids. NCBI's taxonomy places the organism in Eukaryota, Metazoa, Xenacoelomorpha, Acoela, Convolutidae. The record is from RefSeq and is a predicted model, not a curated record.